Diplodia corticola is the source of this 4680-nucleotide messenger RNA. Its product is annotated as rna polymerase ii mediator complex component srb8. Gene Ontology annotation, biological process: regulation of transcription by RNA polymerase II. The record is from RefSeq and is a predicted model, not a curated record. NCBI's taxonomy places the organism in Eukaryota, Fungi, Ascomycota, Dothideomycetes, Botryosphaeriales, Botryosphaeriaceae. The transcript has 3 exons. Gene Ontology annotation, cellular component: mediator complex. Gene Ontology annotation, molecular function: transcription coregulator activity. Bases 1 to 4680 code for a protein of 1559 amino acids.
AUGACUUCUCGUCCUGGCCCGACUGCAGCUCAGCGCGCCACCGCUGGAAACCUGCCACGCCCGCCCAUCCAAGGCCGCCCCGCCGUGCAGCAGCACUUCCAGGCCAAUGCUCGCCCGCCCGCCGAUGUGAUUGAUCUUACUGCCGACGAGGCCAAGCAGCCGUCUGCCGAUGCGCCGCCCAAGAAGGCCAACCAGCAAGACGACCCCCGCUGGGUCGCCCCCGAUACCCAGUUCGCCGCCCAAGACGGUUUCUCGAGGCCGCCUCCCCGCGGUCGCCCCCAGAUUUCCUUCGAGGAUGUCGCCGACGCUGCGACCUCGGGGCUCGGAAGAGCCGCCUCCGCCGCCCUGCGCUCCACCGCCAUCGCGAGCUCCGGAAGCCUGCCCUUCCCUCCACGGCCGGGACUUCGUGUGCACAAGCGACAGCCGCAGGGAGCGAGAGCCGCCUCGUCGGCCGCGGGUGGCGUAAAGAAGGACGUUGCGCAACGCAACGGCGUCGUGGAGCCCCCUCCCGACGCCGUGCGGGUAUCGCGCGGCAAGACUGUGGAUUUCUAUCCCUGGGCUGGAAACCAUCCCGAGGACAAUUUAUCGGCCGAAGUUGUCAAGGUUGGGUACUAUGACGAUCGCAAGGGUCAGGUUGACCUGAAUGCGGGGAAAUCGUACGUUGGCCCCCAGGUCAAGAACAAAACUACGUUGCAGGCCCUGUCGUCUCUUUUUGUCCAGGCGCUUGAGAAAAGACAAGCGUCGGGGCGAGUGAGAGAGCCUUCGUCUUUCAAACCGCCCCCUAGGAUUACAGUCAAAGACACCCAACGCGAAGAAUGGCUCCGAGAUCUGGCCAAUCCCUCACUACCACCGAAACGCAGGAUUCCGCAUGGCAUCCGGGGGAAGCUGCUACUGGAACAGUGUCUCAGCAAAAACAUACCCAUUUCGCGAGCCAUUUGGCUCGCGAAAUGUGUCGGAGCGAACGAAAUGCGCGCUUGGAUGCGCAAGGGUGCAAGUAGUACGGGUGGCAUGGGUGGUGAGCUGAAAUGGGUGCGCGAGUGGACCGUCUUUGUGGAGCAGUUCGUCGACAGCACCAUUAGCACUUGCGGCCAAGAUGGUUGGCGUGACAAGAUGGACUACACUAUCCGGCUGGCCUCGCAGCUAUACACUGAGCGACUCCUGGAUCAGGACCAUUAUCUCGACUGGCUUCUCACUUCCUUGGAAUCAACGGAGAUCGAGCGCCUUCCCGUAUGGUUUCUCAUGGUUCAAAUCUAUUGGCAAGAUCUGGUCACCGUUCGGCGGCGAGGGCGACGCCUAGCAGAGGCGUUGCUGUUGCAACUUGGCAGCAUUACCAAAGGCGACGACCCGGACGUUGAUGACCCUCUUGUUCAACGGUCACAACAGUUGAUCACCGCUCUAAUCCAGGGCCAUCGGAAUUGCAUGGUCAUACCAAGGACGUGGAAGAAACACAAGCGCAUCCUCGAGAGUAUGCUUACCAGCAGCACUCAACCUGCACUUCAAAGCGCUCUCCGUUCCAUCAUCAGGAGGAACGAACGACUCAGUGGAUGGAGCUACAAACCGACCCAAACCCACCAAUCCCCGCAGAAAGCCAUUCUCUCGGCCCUUGACUCAGUAGCCCUGGACUUCGAUCUCAAGGAUCUUGCCACUAGGUGCUUGGCAAUCAUGCCUGACACUCAAGGCCUCGCUGUCACUGUGCUUCAGUGGGCAUGCUCUCUUUACCGCGAGGGGGGCCAUAGGCUGUACAUUGCCGCACGCUUGCUUCGAAAAUGGAAAUUCAUGGGAGCUGAUAUCGACAGCGCUGUUCUGGCCGUCCUCAGCGAUGAACAGAAGCUGAAAGGUAUCAAGCAUCGGGACUUUUUCAGACUCGUUGCCGAGCUUGUGCGUUCAAAGCAUUUCUCUGUCGGCAGAUAUCUUCAAUGGCUGAUUGCAAGUGGAAGUUUAUCUGCUGGUGGAGACGUCACCAAAAGCGAAGCCUGCAAUGUGCGUCUCAUCGCGGAAAUUCCUCUCCAAGGCCUUCCAGAGCAUGUGCUCAACCUUCGGCAAACAUUACUACAAACGACUCUGCAGAACGGUGCAUAUGAAGCUGUGAUGCUUAUGGACGACCACAGUGGGAUCAUCAAGCAACUGUGGUCAAUAUUUGCCCCUGAGACUGGUGCUGAGAUAAUCUUCGAUAUCCCCUUCGUAGACCUGAGCACGAGCGUCAGGCUUGAGAUCAGCCGGUGGCUGCGCCAAGAAUUACUUGCACGACUGGAGUCAAGCUCCGGUGACGACGAAGACGAGAUGCGAGACGACUACGUGCUCACUGCGACCCGCUUCUACGCUAUCAGGGGCGUCAUGGAGCAGCUCGAAGAUUUUGCCAUCCUCGCUGAUAUUUUGAACAUCUCACUGCAAUCGGGCGACACGAUGAUUCUCGCCGCCAUCGCCGAUACUCUCAACCACCACCAUCGGACCUUUGCAGCCAUCGGAGCCCUCCGCCCGUUGUUCAAUGGCCUUGUCGAGCAGUACGGAAAGUUUAGGCUGGAAAAACCGUCAGAGCGCGCAUUUCUUCUCGCGCUUGCCGAUCUCUGCUGCAGACUCCAAGCAGAGCCGAAUCUCGUCCUCCAACUCACAUCCGAUAUCACCCGAUUGGAACAAAGAUCUGCAGUGGCGGCGUGCUCGCCCGCCUCCGACAACAUGUCUGACUUUCACAGUGGCAAGAUGGAUUUUGACGAGGAGAUCGACCGCAUUCUCGCUAGCGGGACCACCAUGGAUGAAAACAUGGUCGCACGAGUUUUCGCUAGGGUCGUCUCGCGCAUCGGAGAGCAGACCGGAAAGGAAGAUGGUCGAAACAGCAGAUAUGGACAGUGGCUCCAGCGGUUGAAAGCAUUUGAUGACAAGACGUUCGACCGCCACAUGUCAGACACCAUCUCCAGCCUCAUACUCAGUGAUGGGCAAUCGCUACUUCACAUCCUUCCGUGCGCAGUCGGGUCGGGAUCGCUCUCCCUCGAAAACUUCAUUUCUUUCUCGGAGAGCACAAUCGGCGUCUUGAAGAAGAGGAACCUCUCAGCUGCAGCUAAUGCCUCUUUGCAUGUGCUGGAUGCUAUUUUGCCAAUGGAGGGCCUUCAAGGAUUUGGGCUUGUGCAAGAGAUCUAUCGGUACAGGAUUGAACAAGAGAAGCUUUGUCAGAACUCGCAGGGGACUGCAUUGCAAUUGUUGCGGCAAGCUAUUGAGCUCUGCUCAGAUUCGAGGGACUCGAAUCAGCUGGUCCAGCUUGAGGCAUUACUACGGAAUCAGCGCUUGCUUAAGGUCCUCCGUUACCAUGCAUCUCGAAACGCGCAAGACUUUUGCGUGUCCUUGGGCAUCAGUCCCCCAUCAGGAAAGUCAGACGCCGCAAUGUCUCUGGACGAAAAGCGCUCAACGCUGUUCAAGAAAAUGUUCGACGCCUUGAUGGAUCCAAGCAGCAGCUUAGGCCUGUCGAACCUGGACGCCGAAGAGCAGGCGAGCACCCUUGUCAAUGCCGCGGAUGAUCUUUCUGUACCGUUUUGCCAACUGGAACUCCAACUGCUCUUCAAGAUCCAGGUCUUGUCUGAUGAGGAAGGUGAGAUCGGUGUCGCAGAUGCUAUCAUUCAGGCUGUCAAAGAAGCUGUGGAAGCGGACAAGUCCAUCUGGUCGGAUCUUCUUACCGGAUUGGAUGCCGAAAUGACGCGAAAGAUUCGCGAGUACGCCGAAACGCACGUCCUUUCCGCCGUCACCACUCUCGCCAAGGCACGCUCAAGUGUCGAGGAUUCAUCCGUUUCAUCUUCCAAGGAAGGCUACGAGAGGAUGCUGCAGAGAUAUCUUUCCGUGCUUAACUUAACCGCUUGGAGUAUAGAGGACAAAGCUCAAGGCCAGAUCUGCACCGCGAUACUGGAUAGGCUUCGGACUUUGCAUGAGCUGCUUUCACAAGCUGCUCAGUUAGGCCCUGCCGGUGAUUCGAAGGAUGACACGUUCAAGCUGCGACAAGGCUCUGCUGCAGUCAGUGCUCUUUGUCCCUGGAUUUGCGCGCUUCUUCACUUGAUUGUGGUCCAUCAGUCGGUUCAUCAACCUGGCAAGGUAAACAACAGCCACCAAGUCCGUCUACUGUGGACCUUGCGCGCCUUUCUCCUCCACCCAGAGCUACAACCUUAUCCCAAGACCACGGAGUACGUCCUCGAUGUUGCUGCCUCCAUUUCCGACGACCUUCCCGAAGACGCCCGCACACAACUUCUCAGGCAUGAGGCCAACAAACCAGUGCAUGACCCCCGCAUAAUCUUCAUUCUCGGUUCCCCUUCAACCAUGCAGGAUUCUUGGCUUGGCCUCAUUACUCCUAUGCAACCCCAGGCUUCUGGCUCGGCCAAUACCCCUAAUCAAUCGACCGUCAGUAAUCCUACCAAUACUGCGGCUACAUCCCGCAGCACGGCGGCGCAGCAUCAGCACCAAGGCUUCUGGCAGGCUCAGGUGCAGCGCACGCAAGCCCAACAACAACGCUUCGGAGUCGCAGGUGCCAGCGUUGUCCCCAAUGCAGGUGGGAUGAGCGGGAGUGGCCCGACCCCACCUGUUGAAUACGGUAAACCAGUGCCGUUCCAACUUCGACGCUGGGAGAUCCUCCCAGACUCGACCAGCGGCUCCGGUCCGAACGAUACUGCCUUGAGCCUCACAUUGUUUGAUGCCAAGAAGGUCUGA